ACGUGUGGGAUUCUCGCCAUUGGUUUUGCCUGAGAAUGAGAUUAGAAUGAACUUUGUUUCAGUUCCUCUUUUGAGGAAAUGAGGAAGAUAGCGGCUUAAAUCUAUAGCAAAGUAUUUGGUAGACAACCUUAAAAUAACUCCAUUUACCUAUAACUGGGACCGAAGUGCUUAAUGGUCGCUACAAUUGGAGACUCGGUCACUGAAUACGUGAGUCGGUGUGCGCUUAUUGGGACACAGAACAGGACACGGAAUGAGUCGAGUGGAGGGAAGCUGUCCCGAGUUUAUAAUUUGACACAUAUCUUCUGGGUGUUUUCUAAAUAAAGGAAGUAGUCUUGAACUCAGCGUGCAGGGAGCCAAGCAGCAUGUAUGAGAGCAGAUCAGAUGAUGAUGGAUGUGACUCAACUGGAUCUGAAUCGGCUGUCAGUAAUGCCACCCACGGCAGCGGGAUGUCCAGACAGGGCACCGUUGUGGAGCGACUCUCGAGGUAUGUCAUGCCCAGUGCUUUCCAGCGUAGGUCGAGGCUGCAGAGGCAGAUGGAAGUCACUGACAGCUCCGCACCGGGAGGACUAAAGAGGGAGGCUCCGGAGAGAGGCUCGUUGACACCCGCUAUGCGUAAAAAUUACCUGAAAGAGUUGCUUUUAAGCAAUCCAACACACAGCGGGUUUAGUAGCGUACUGUCACAAACGCACAGUGUGUCCUCCGAGCAGGACGAAGGCUGGGCUUUGUAUCCGAUGGAGCACGCGUGGAUGCUGUCUGCAGUGGAGGGAAACUAUGAAACCAUACUGGAGUUCAUCUCCGAGGACCCCUAUCUGUUAACCAGGAAGGACUUCAUCAGCGGGUACUCAGUCCUGCACUGGCUGGCCAAGAGAGGACAGGACGAGACUCUGCUCAAACUUUUAAAGUACGCAGAAAGUGCGGGGAUCCCAGUGAAUGUGAACGUGCGGGGCAGCGGCGGGCUCACCCCGCUGCAUGUCGCCAGCAUGCACAGGCAGUACAUGGUCGUAAAGCUGCUGGUCGGAGCUUUCAGUGCCAACGUAGAUGCCAUGGACUACAAUGGAAAGAGAGCGUGGCAGUAUCUGAAGGGAGACGCCCCGCUGGAGAUGAAGGAGCUGCUUGGGACCUGGGAUGAUGAGCACGGCUGUGGAUGUGCGCAAAAUGUCAACAACAACGCUGGCGCAAUGAACAUGACCGCAUAUGAUGAGGUCGAUCAUGGAAAGACCAAUCACGUGAACUCAUUUGACCCGACUAAGACAGGGAGCAGCUGGGGGCUUGGGUCUUUCAGAAAGCUGCUAACCUCGUUUUCAUUUCUUGGGAACAAAAGCUGAGUCUGGUUAUGACACAAGCCUCCAAAUAUGUGCAUUAUUUCAGUCAGUUCACUAUUUUAGUGGUGCCUAACCUUAUGUAGGGCAAAAAUCUUCUUACCAAGUCAUUUCUGCUUAUUGAGUCCUUAAAACAAUUGUAAUUUAAAUCAGAGCAACCCACAUCGCUCUUCCAAGACAAACACUUCUAAAUUCUUGAACAAGUUAACGUAAACGUCAAUUCCUGCAGAGCCAUCUAUUUUAAGAACAUCUUUAGGAUUGAAUAAGCAGAAAUUGAAAAUUAAGUGAUCAAAGGGAUAACUUAUUUUAAAGGUUUGCUUUUGUUGUCUGCACCAUUUCAUCUAUGAUCUAUUUAAUAACUAUUGCUUUUCAGGGAGUCCUCAUCCAGUAAAAGUACUGGCACUUGAUCAGAUUACUUUGCAUUAACUAACUGAUCCAGACUAAUAAAACACUUACUGUAUACACAAAGUUUUCCUGAACAUUUU
This is a messenger RNA of Sander lucioperca (pikeperch), 1804 nucleotides long. RefSeq names its product sosondowah ankyrin repeat domain family d (gene sowahd). The record is from RefSeq and is a predicted model, not a curated record. The transcript is spliced from 2 exons. Gene Ontology annotation, molecular function: protein binding. Bases 363 to 1325 code for a protein of 320 amino acids. Lineage: Eukaryota; Metazoa; Chordata; Actinopteri; Perciformes; Percidae.